CGCGACUACUGCGUGCUGGGCGCGGGGCCCGCGGGCCUGCAGAUGGCCUACUUCCUGCAGCGCGCCGGCCGGGACUACGCCGUGUUCGAGCGCCACGCGCGGCCCGGCAGCUUCUUCACGCGCUACCCGCGGCACCGCAGGCUCAUCAGCAUCAACAAGCGGUUCACGGGCAGGGCCAACGCCGAGUUCAACCUCCGCCACGACUGGAACUCUCUGCUCAGCCACGACCCCCGGCUGCUCUUCAGGCACUACUCCCGCGCCUUCUUCCCCGACGCGGGCGACAUGGUGCGCUACCUGGGCGACUUCGCCGACCGGCUGGGGCUCCGCGUGCUCUACAACACCUCCAUCGCCCACGUCACUCGGGACAGGGAUCCGCAGGCCUGGAACGGCCAUUACUUCAUCCUGACCGACCAGAAGGGCCGGGGCUACCAGUGCAGCGUCCUUCUUGUCGCCACCGGUUUGUCAAUCCCCAACCUUGUGGACUUCCCUGGCUCCGAAUAUGUGGAGGGUUACGAGUCCGUGUCCGUGGACCCCAAGGACUUUGUGGGUCAGAAUGUGCUCAUCCUGGGCCGAGGGAACUCAGCCUUUGAGACAUCAGAGAACAUCUUGGGUGUCACCAACUUUAUCCACAUGCUGAGCCGCUCCCGGGUGCGGCUCUCCUGGGCCACCCACUACGUAGGAGACCUCAGGGCCGUCAACAACGGCCUGCUGGACACCUACCAGCUGAAGUCCCUGGAUGGGUUGCUGGAGUCCGACCUGACGGAUCUGGCUGUUGUAAAGGACCGUGAGNUGGAGUCCGACCUGACAGAUCUGGCUGUUGUAAAGGACCGUGAGGGCAAGUUCCACAUCACCCUAAAGUUCUACGUGGAGGAAAGCAACCAGAGCGCCGAAGCCAUCACCCUUCCCCAGGACGACAGUGACAACUUUGCCAUGCGUGUGGCCUACGACCGGGUCAUCCGCUGCCUGGGCUGGAACUUCGACUUCUCCAUUUUUAACAAGUCCCUCAGACUGUCUCCAGGGGGUGAGUUCAGCAAGAAGUACCCACUGGUCAGAGCUAGCUACGAGUCCAAAGGAAGCCGUGGUCUCUUUGUCCUGGGUACGGCCAGCCACUCUGUGGAUUACCGGAAAUCUGCUGGGGGCUUCAUCCAUGGAUUCCGAUACACAGUGCGCGCUGUUCACCGGCUGCUGGAGCACCGCCACCACGGCAUCACCUGGCCCUCCACCGAGCACCACAGCACGCAGCUGGCCAGCUCCAUCCUCCGGCGUGUGAAUGAGGCUUCUGGGCUCUACCAGAUGUUCAGUGUGCUGGCCGAUGUGGUCCUGCUGAAGGAGAAUGCCACAGCAUUUGAGUACCUGGAGGAAUUCCCCAUGCAGAUGCUGGCCCAGCUGGAGACAAUCACAGGAAGGAAGGCCCGGCACGGGCUCUUUGUCAUCAACAUGGAGUAUGGCAGAAAUUUCUCUGGACCCGACAAGGAUGUCUUUGUUUAUGACCGGUCUGUGGGGUACACAGAAGACGCCUGGCAGUCUAACUUCCUCCACCCUGUCAUCUACUACUACAGGCACCUCCCCACCGAGCAGGAGGUGAGGUUCCGCCCUGCAGACUGGCUGCUGCCUCGACCCACAGCCAUCCACCACAUCGUGGAAGAUUUCCUGACAGACUGGACCGCCCCAGUGAACCACAUUUUACCUCUGAGGCGCUUCCUGGAGAACUGUUUGGACACCGAUUUGCGAAGCUUCUAUGCAGAGUCCUGUUUCCUGUUCGCCUUAACACGCCAGAAGCUGCCCCCCUUUUGCCAGCAGGGGUACCUGAGGAUGCAGGGGCUGGUGGGAACCAAAAGCCUCCGGCAGCACAGAGUGGAGAGUGGGCUCCUGCAGGACUAUGGUGUUACGGGCAGGCACAGGGAGGACAGUGGGCAAUGGCCUGUCUACCAUGAGCCAGUAGAUCAGCCCCAGGCUGCAGGGCCCCUGGUCCAGCCCCUCAAGAGCAACAAGGAGGAGCUGUGAUGCGCAGGUCUUUCCUACCCAGGCCCACAAUCAGCCUUCCUCCCCACAGCCCCAUGCUCCCACUGACGUGUGACUGCCAAAGACCACCCGGAUCAUCACAAUGACCACACCAAAACCACAGAGGGCAUGCAAGAGCUAAAGGCGGCCAUGUGGUGGUCUCCUCCCCUGUUGGAUCCAUAGGUACGUGGGAGGUGAGGUCAGAGAAGGGCACCCUCGGCCAGGUAGAAGUCGCCUUCCACAGCAGGGCUACUCUACAAGUGAAUUGUUACUGAGCACCAGGCUGGCCUCAGUGGUCCCUUUUCCUUCUGGUCUCCUCAAAUGGGCCCUAAUCCCACCCGUCAUGGAGCAUUUCACAGGUGUAACCCAUCUCAUCUGCAUGAGGGUUAGUGGCUGGUUCUUUAAAACAGAAGCUCUAAUGUCCUUAACCAUGUAGGGCAGGUAGAACUAUUACCCCUGAUGACGACACCAGCUCAGAGAGGUUAGGUGACUCCCAGGAUCCCAGCCAGCAGUCCCUUAAAGCCUGUCCCACCACACCACACUACCUCUCCCACCCCUAUCGCUGUUUUCAAGAAGGGGGGUGCAGUGCAGGGGAGCUGGGCUAAUGGUCAUGGGCCCAGCAGGCUGUCAUCAGGCAGAGAUAAGCAUCUAAUCUAAGCAGGUUUCUCCCUGAGCAGAACUCAGAGCUGCUUUCUCCCUGGACUGCACUCCCUGACUUAUCUUCAAUCUCUGUUUUCUUCUUUCAUCCUGUCUUCUGGCAUCCUGAACAAUGCCUCGCGUCACAAGGCCGAUCAAAUUUAAACCAUCCCCACACUUUUUUUUUUCUUUUAAUAUAUCUUUAUUGAUUUCAGAGAGAGGAAAGGAGAGGGAGGGAGAGAGAA
Molecule: messenger RNA, 2882 nt
Organism: Miniopterus natalensis
Lineage: Eukaryota; Metazoa; Chordata; Mammalia; Chiroptera; Miniopteridae
Gene: FOXRED2
Product: FAD dependent oxidoreductase domain containing 2
Biological process (GO): ERAD pathway
Cellular component (GO): endoplasmic reticulum lumen
Molecular function (GO): monooxygenase activity; flavin adenine dinucleotide binding
Source: RefSeq, a predicted model, not a curated record